CAAAUACGUGAGCUAUUUAGCUAGCAAAUAUGGCUACUAAAGGCCUCCUCCUUCUUCUUCUUCUCCAAAUCUCUCUCACACUUCUCCACCUUGUUAGCUCUGUCAAUUCUCUUAACCGAAUCAGUUUUCCGGCAGAUUUUGUUUUUGGGACUGCAUCUUCUGCUUACCAGUAUGAAGGAGCUGCAGACCAAGGGGGAAAAGGACCAAGUAUUUGGGACUCCUUCACGCAGAGACACCCAGAAAAAAUUAAAGACAGGAGUAGUGGAAUGCAAGCAAUAGAUUCAUAUCAUCGUUUCAAGGAAGAUAUUGGUAUAAUGAAGGACAUCGGAUUUGAUGCUUACAGAUUUUCUAUUUCUUGGUCCAGACUGUUACCUAAUGGAACAAGAAGUGGAGGAGUGAACAAAGAAGGCAUCAAAUAUUACAACGAUCUCAUCAAUCAUCUACUCUCUAAUGGACUUGAGCCAUUUGUGACUCUAUUUCAUUGGGACCUUCCACAAUCUCUUGAAGAUGCAUAUGGAGGUUUUCUCAGCCACAAAAUUGUAAAAGACUUCAAAAACUAUGCAGAGCUAUGCUACAGAGAAUUUGGUGACAGAGUGAAGCACUGGAUCACUUUAAAUGAACCACAUACUUUUAUCAACAUGGGAUACUCAUUUGGUUCAUUUCCACCUGGAAGAUGCUCCAAUUCUUGCGCUCAAGGCAAUUCAGGGACUGAACCUUACUUGGUUGCCCACAAUCUGCUCUUAUCCCAUGCUGCUGCUUUCAAUGUUUACAAGAACAAAUACCAGAUGUCUCAAAAUGGCCAAAUUGGGAUUGCACUAGAUACUCCAUGGGUAGUUCCCCUGUCACACUCAGUUUCAGACCAGGAAGCAGCAAAUAGGGCCCUUGCCUCCAUCUAUGGUUGGUUUAUCGAAUCAAUCAAUUUUGGUCACUAUCCAGCUGAAAUGGUUAAAUAUGUUGGAGAAAGACUUCCAAAAUUUUCGAAAGAGCAAUCUUUGAUGAUUAAAGGAUCAUAUGAUUUCAUUGGGAUAAAUUACUAUAGUGCAUAUUAUGUAACAAAUGAUUCCUGCAGUACAUCUGAAUACCCAAGUUACUCCUCAGAUUUUUGCUUUAAAAUUUCUUAUGAGAGGAAUGGAGUUCCAAUUGGUCCUAAGGCUGCCUCAGACUGGCUCUAUGUUUAUCCACAAGGAAUUCAGGAUCUUCUGCUUUAUACCAAAGCAAAGUUUAACAAUCCUGUUAUCUACAUAACAGAGAACGGAGUUGACGAGCUUAACGAUGGUAAGUUGUCAUUGAAGGACAACAUGAGAAUUAAAUACCAUUCCGAUCAUCUUUCAUUUGUUCAUAGUGCCAUCAUGCAAGGAGUUAAUGUGAAGGGAUACUUUGCCUGGUCAUUAAUGGACAACUUUGAAUGGGCGGAUGGGUACACAGUACGCUUUGGGAUUGUCUUUGUGGAUUACAAUAAUGGGCUGAAAAGAUACCCCAAGACCUCAGCUAAAUGGUUCAAAACUUUUCUCCAUUGAGAAAUUUGAGUUAUAAUAAACACUGUUACCCAAAAAUAAAUCUUAUAAUGAAGAAUUUUAUAAACUCCUUUUUCAUGCCAUAAUUUCCAUAAGGCUCAAAACAUCCACUACCUAAAAUCUUCCCGACAUA
Ziziphus jujuba (common jujube) is the source of this 1647-nucleotide messenger RNA. Its product is annotated as beta-glucosidase 24. The transcript has 13 exons. Gene Ontology annotation, molecular function: beta-glucosidase activity. The record is from RefSeq and is a predicted model, not a curated record. Gene Ontology annotation, biological process: carbohydrate metabolic process. Bases 30 to 1517 code for a protein of 495 amino acids. Lineage: Eukaryota; Viridiplantae; Streptophyta; Magnoliopsida; Rosales; Rhamnaceae.